Molecule: messenger RNA, 1325 nt
Organism: Chara braunii
Lineage: Eukaryota; Viridiplantae; Streptophyta; Charophyceae; Charales; Characeae
Source: the annotation of a GenBank genome assembly
UGGGUAGGUCUAAGUGGUGAGGAGUGGCACAGUUGUUGUCGUGCACCUGACACCAUGGACGAUUACUCGAUGUACGGCUUGCUCGUAGGGUUCUCCCUAUGGGGGACCCUCUGGCGUCUCGUCUUUCCAUUGGGCUUCUGGAACACCAUGACGUGUAGAGUAGAGACGAGAGGUGGCACUAGUACCACUCCUUACACCAAGGAGCAGGAGGAGGAGGCUGCGAGGAUCCUGGCCGAGCAGAAGGCCAAGAAAGAGAAGAAAGAGGUUGUGAAGCAGGCCAAGAAGUUGGCCUUGCUACAGGAGCAAGCCACGAAAAGAAAGAAGUUGGAGGAGUUAGAAAGGGUGAAAAAAGAAGAGGAGGAAAAGAUGAAUGCGGUGGAUGAAGAAGAAGAAGAGGAAGAGAAAAAGGUGGAGGAAGAAGUGCCCCUGAUUAGAAGAAGUAUCAGGGACAGAGGCGAGACGAGUGGCACAAAGGAGGAUUCGUGGUUGGAAAAGAAGGUCUCUAAAUGGGUUGCUAAAUUGUCUCUGGGAGAAGAGGAGGAGGUGAUGUUAUACAUCCCUAGGGAAGAACACGAGCCGGUAGUGAAGAAAUCUGAAGUUGAGGAAGAUCCUCUCAAACAGCAGACGAUAGAAGAGGAGAAAAAGUUGGAAUGGAAGCUGCAGCUGACCAGGGAGAGCAAGAAGAGAAUGGAGGCGGCGAGUAAGGCAGCGAAAGAACUGAAGGAGGUGAAACAGUUGAGGGUGCAGAUGGAGGCACAGGCGGAUUUGCAAGGGAAGAUGGAGGUAAUGGCAAGGAAUAUAGAACGCUUAGCACAGGCUCAUGAUGAGCAAUACCUGUUUGGGAGGAGUCAUGAUAUAGCCCUGCGAUCGAUUCGACUGGGGUUUAGAGAGUUUGCACGCGAGAUGAUCAUGCACGUGGGCUCAGAGGUACAAGCGAGAUUAGAGAACACAGAGCGAUUAUGUACUGGCGCCAUAGAGGGCGCCAAGUUGGCUGCACCAAAAGAAGAGGAAGCUCGUCCCUGUAGGGAGCCCGUUAAGGUGAAGUUCCCCGAUUCCUACAGUGGAAAGGAGGAGAACUUCGACAACUGGGAGGCCAAUGUGAACUCCUACGUGCAUUUGCAAAAGAUAUCUCCUGACGAACAUGUCCUAAUAGCUUUCCAUGCCCUCAAAGACGAAGCAGCAAGCUUCGCCAGGUCGUUGUCUCGUGCUGCUAAUUGCAAUAACGAUAUGGUUGCUUAUUCCGCCUUCACCCCUCUCAGUGAGUUCUUCAAACUGUUGCGCGAAAGGUUCGCAGAUGUCACAUGAAGCGUUAGAGCUUCAGACAA